Messenger RNA from Cicer arietinum (chickpea), 2224 nucleotides. Its product is annotated as nucleobase-ascorbate transporter 4. Gene Ontology annotation, cellular component: membrane. The record is from RefSeq and is a predicted model, not a curated record. Lineage: Eukaryota; Viridiplantae; Streptophyta; Magnoliopsida; Fabales; Fabaceae. Gene Ontology annotation, molecular function: transmembrane transporter activity. Gene Ontology annotation, biological process: transmembrane transport.
GUAACUGCAGAAAAACAGAAAAUGACACAGUUCUCUAUAUUGAUUUUCAUUUGUAAAAUUGUUGCAUCCACACCUUGUUAUAGUCACAACGUCUCUGCCUACUCAUUAUUUCCUCUUUCUCUUUCUCUCUCUGUCUGAGCGUUUCUUAUAGAAAAAGUACAAAAACCUGCUUUUUAUUCUUUUCACUAUAAUAAGAAACAUUGUUCACAGAGGAAACAGAGAAUAAAGAGAGACAAUGGCAGCUGGUGAAGGUGGUGAAGGAGGAGGAGGAGGAGGAGGAGGAAAAGUUGAUGAGUUUCAACCUCAUCCUGUGAAGGAUCAACUUCCUGGCGUUGAUUACUGUGUUACAAGCUCACCCUCUUGGCCUGAAGGGGUUUUCCUUGGUUUUCAACACUACUUGGUUAUGCUUGGUACCAUUGUCAUUGUUUCAUCUAUAAUUGUGCCUUUGAUGGGUGGUGGAAAUGUGGAGAAAGGUGAAGUGAUACAGACACUACUUUUUGUUGGAGGCAUAAACACUUUGUUGCAGACUUGGUUUGGAACAAGGCUUCCAGUGGUUGUAGGAGCAUCAUUUUCUUUUCUCGUUCCUGCUAUUUCUGUUGCUUUUUCUACCAGAAUGAGUAGAUUUCUUGAUCCACAUCAGAGAUUUAAACAAUCCAUGAGAGCCAUACAAGGGGCUUUGAUUGUUGCUUCUUUGGUUCAAAUCAUUAUUGGCUUUUUUGGAUUCUGGAGGAUUUUUGCAAGGUUUCUAAGCCCUCUCAGCGCUGUUCCCCUUGUCACUCUCACUGGCCUAGGACUCUUUAUAUUAUGGUUUCCAAGAUUGGCAGAUUGUGUUGAAAUUGGUCUUCCUGCAUUGGUUAUUCUGGUCAUCCUCUCCCAGUACAUUCCACAAAAGAUGAAAUCGAGAGGAGUUGAUCGAGUUGCAAUCAUAGUCUCAGUUGGAAUUGCAUGGGCAUUUGCUGAAAUUUUGACUGCAGCUGGUGCAUAUAAUAAAAGAUCACCAAAUACUCAAUUCAGCUGCCGUACUGACCGAUCUGGGUUAAUCAGCGCCGCUUCAUGGGUAAGAGUUCCAUAUCCAUUUCAAUGGGGGCGCCCUUCUUUCAAUGCCGGUGAUGCUUUUGCAAUGAUUGCUGCUUCUCUUGUUGCAAUUGUAGAGUCAACUGGGACAUUCAUUGCAGCAUCAAGAUUUGGCAGUGCAACACCUGUUCCACCUUCGGUACUUAGCCGCGGUGUUGGCUGGCUGGGUAUAGGUACCCUACUGGAUGGCUUUUUUGGCACGGCAACUGGAUCCACAGCAUCAGUUCAAAAUGCAGGACUGUUGGGACUAACACGAGUUGGGAGUCGAAGAGUCGUUCAAAUUUCAGCUGGAUUCAUGUUUUUCUUUUCGAUAUUCGGUAAAUUUGGAGCAGUACUUGCUUCUAUACCAGUGCCAAUAGUAGCAGCCGUGUAUUGCGUUCUGUUUGCUUAUGUUGCAUCAGCUGGCCUUGGUUUUCUCCAGUUCUGCAAUCUAAACAGCUUCAGAUCAAUGUUCAUCGUCGGCUUUUCUCUCUUCAUCGGUCUAUCGGUUCCACAAUAUUUCCACGAAUAUCUGUUUCUAUCCGGACACGGCCCUGUUCAUACCCGCUCGACUGCGUUCAACAAUAUAGUAAUAGUGAUUUUCUCAUCACCAGCAACUGUGGCAAUUAUAGUUGCUUACUUCUUGGAUUUGACUAUGAGUCUUGCACAUGGCUCAACUCGCCGAGACAGUGGGAGACAGUGGUGGGAGAAAUUCAAGAACUUCAAUCAGGAUAUUAGAAGUGAAGAGUUCUAUGCACUGCCUAUGAACCUUGGCAGAUUUUUCCCUUCAUUCUGAGUGCACUAAUAUUUCACUAAUUUACUAUUCCUAAUAACAUAGUGUCUAGAUAGGCUGUGCAGAAGAAUAUACCAAUACUUAUAGGAACGAAGACUUAUUCAAAGUUAUACUCUUUCAGACUUUUAUAUUAUAUAUAUGUCCUUUAUGUUUAUGCACAUGUUUGGUUUCACUCACAGAACUUAAAAUUAAUUCAAAUUGAUUUUGAUAUGUAUGGAUGCUGUUAAGUAUAUUUGAUAAAAUAUGGAUCGGCUUUUUAGAAUGCUGAAGGGAUCGGCUUUUUAGUGCUAAGAACUUGGCUUAAGAGUUUUCAUUUCGACAAAUAAAUAGUACAAAUGCUGUAACAAUUGAGUUGGUAUGACAUAUAAAUUCUAAAGA